GCAACGAAGUGUGGCUACUGCGGGUACAUUUUACGAGGUGGGUCGUGUGGAACGAUUUUGAACCACCACUGCUUCGAAACAUACGACGAAUAUGUCCAUGUUAUUAAAGUUGAUGACAAUGCCGUUGUCACUAUGAGAAAGAGACACGAAAGUGAAGAUCUUUUGCCGCAUUCAAAGGAAGGAGCUGCCCAGUCCACAUCUUUAUCGCCGUGUCCACUCAAUCAAGAUGAGUUGCUAAUUGAGUUAGUGCGGGUCCGAAAGGGUUUGUGGGACCAUUCAAUACCGCCCAGCGAGAGAACAAAAUUAAAAAAAGACGGUCUGUGGCAAGAGAUAAUGAAUAUAUUUGAUGGAUCCCUGUCUAUGGAAACAAUUAAACAAAAAUGGAAACACCUCCGAGAUUCUUACAUGAAGGCUCGGAAGAAAAUGCAGGGAUACGUGCGAAGCGGAUCGGGGGCGGAAGCUGGCCAUCCUGUAAAAAGCUCAUUCGCGCAUUAUGAAAAAAUGAGAUUUCUGGACGAUACCGUCAAAACAGCAUC
Molecule: messenger RNA, 536 nt
Organism: Mycetomoellerius zeteki
Lineage: Eukaryota; Metazoa; Arthropoda; Insecta; Hymenoptera; Formicidae
Exons: 3
Biological process (GO): regulation of transcription by RNA polymerase II
Cellular component (GO): nucleus; transcription regulator complex
Source: RefSeq, a predicted model, not a curated record